This is a messenger RNA of Fomitopsis serialis, 1052 nucleotides long. RefSeq lists its product as uncharacterized. NCBI's taxonomy places the organism in Eukaryota, Fungi, Basidiomycota, Agaricomycetes, Polyporales, Fomitopsidaceae. Gene Ontology annotation, molecular function: transcription corepressor activity; protein binding. The record is from RefSeq and is a predicted model, not a curated record. Gene Ontology annotation, biological process: negative regulation of DNA-templated transcription. Bases 153 to 743 code for a protein of 196 amino acids. The transcript has 4 exons.
CGAUCUUAGCUUCGAUCUGAGCGCGAUUGUCUUCAGCCUCUCAGCUUCAAUUUGUUCUCAGCCGGCCCAAAGAACGCGUCGCCACCGAGUUUGCUCCUGUCUGUUCCUUAGCACUCGACUGCGCUCACGUAUCCUUCCUCAUUGUCGACGACAUGAGUGAGCCUCCGAAGCCCAUGCGAUACGACGCUUCCGUCAAUCCUAGUCCUGAACAUGCCCAAGCUAUCUCACAAGGUACAUACCUCAACAACACGGCCCAACGCCUCAUGGCCAUGGGCCACUACGAGGAGGCGGAACGUCUCCACAAGCAGGCCAUCGAGGUCAAGGAACGUGGCCUAGGGGCGGACCAUAUCACGACUGCCCUCUCAUAUAACGCGAUUGGAGAGGUGUACAUCCAACUCGAGCGUCUGGAUGACGCGGAGGUGUACCUCCAGAAAGCAUUGACUAUCCGUCAGGCCAGCCCACGGGCCAGCGACGAGAUCGACGCUGCUGUAACCCGCGAGAACUUGGCUGUUGUAUAUGAGAUGCGCGGCGAUCUGCCUCGCGCUAGGCAGUUGCGGAGGGUUGGAUCGCCGGACAAUAUGCUCUGCGCGCAUUCGAACUGCGAGCUCUAUCAGGUGAAGCGCAGCAAUUUGUUGCAGUGCGGUGGUUGCAAGUCGAUCUACUAUUGUGGGACCGGUUGCCAGUCCAAGGACUGGAAGCGACACAAGAAGUACUGCAAGCGCGCUGGUUCUAAGACUGCCUAAGUUCACGAUACUGCGUUUGCAUGACUCGCUCCAGCUCUGGGCCCGUGCCCCAGCUGUGGCCCACACGCUGACCACUGCACACACACAUCUAUUCCUACCUAGUCCAUUUCUCUCUUCUUUUGCCCCCAAAGCGGCACGGAUAUCGCUCUCGACCCACAAAAGAGACUUCGAGUCUCUGUACUAGUACGACAACAAUCCCUCUAUUCCGAGUCAGAUCAAGGUGUACUAUAUCACGACAAGCUUCUAUUGUCCCUUCAUGUGUAAUCGCCUUACACGCAUUGAUACAAAAAACUACCCUUACCCCCUGUG